This is a messenger RNA of Salpingoeca rosetta, 2182 nucleotides long. RefSeq lists its product as uncharacterized. The transcript is spliced from 2 exons. NCBI's taxonomy places the organism in Eukaryota, Choanoflagellata, Craspedida, Salpingoecidae. The record is from RefSeq and is a predicted model, not a curated record. Bases 71 to 2182 code for a protein of 703 amino acids.
CCGCGCCAAGCCAACUUGGCACAAACAAACCAGCAAACAAACCACAAGACACACGACACACACACACAAGAUGGCGAGCAGACCAGGACCACCGCCGCCAGCGCGCAAGCCGGCAAAGCCUGUGCCAGUGGCCCCCAAGCCUGCAUCCAAGCCAGCCCCAGUUGCACCCAAGCCAGGCGCAAGCAAGCCGCCACCUGCUGCGCCACCACCAAAGCCAGCGCCCCCAGCGCCCCCAGCCAGCAAGCCAGCACCUCCGCCCGCACCAGCCAAACCCACAGGGCAGCCACAGCCAAAGCCCAAACCGAAGCCGGCCCCAGCAGCCAAGCCACCCGCCCCAGCAAAGCCAGCAAAGCCCGCACCGCCAGCGGCAAAGCCGGCAAAGCCCGCACCGCCAGCGGCAAAGCCGGCAAAGCCCGCACCGCCAUCGGCAAAGCCGGCAAAGCCGGCAAAGCCAGCGCCGCCAUCCAGCAAGCCCAAUGCACCGGCACAGCCACCGCCCCCAAGCAAGCCAGCCAAGCCCGCACCACCUGCAGCCACCAGUGAAGGAGGCGCACUUCCGCCGCCACCAGACUUCCUGCUCACAGAGUCCUCUCCACCCAUCCUGCCGCGCGAGCCCGUGCCCCUGGCCAGCCCGGCGCCGUCCACACCACUCCAGGGUGCCGACGAGGACAUCUACCAGAACGUGGAGCACCCGCAGAAACCCACGCUCGAGCAGCCGCCGGCAGAGGCGCCGCCACGCCGCCAGAGCUCCAUCAGCACGAAGGCCCCACCCAUUUCUGCACCAACCGCAGCACCGCCUGUCAGAACAACACCCGCUGCCACUGCCGCGCCCACAACGCCGUCUCUGCCGCCCCGCGAGCCAAACCCGGCAGCGGCUGUCCCGCCACAGCCCGUCGACUACGGUGUGCCCGAGCACGAGCUCUACGGCAACAUCGCCCCCGCUGCACCAAGUGCAACAAGCAAGCCAAAGCUCGCUUCAUCCACCCCAUCGUCGGCAGCAUCCACUGCCGCUGCCACGACGCUGCUGCCGCCGGGCGAGGAUGUGUAUCAAAACGAUGACGUGGUGAAGGCAACCUUGGGUGCGGACACCACGGCUGCCACGCCGCCACUCGCCCCACGUGGCCCCGUGCACCAGCAGCAGCCGCAGCAGCCACCCACGACGCUGCUGCCGCCAGACGAGGACCUGUAUCAGAACGAAGAGGUGGUGAAGCAAGUGGUCGGCAGCGAUGCAGCAGCAACAGCAGCAACAGGAGGAGAGGCAACACCAUCCCUCCCUCCUCGCGCACCCGUGCCGCAGCAACAACAGCCCCAGCCCACCACCCCUCUCGCCCCACCCGAAGAGGUCUACACGAACAUCACGCCAGAGAUGGCAGCAGCCACCACAUCCACAUCCACAUCCGCAUCAACACCAUCGCUUCCCCCACGUGCCCCUGUUCCGCAGCAGCAGCAGCAGCCAACACUGCUGCCGGCUGGUGAGGACAUCUACCAGAACAGCGACGUCGCAGCACAGCAUGCAUCUGGAAGCGAGGGCGAGCAAACGCCGUCCCUGCCACCGCGUGCGCCACUGCCACAGCAACAGCCACAACCAACAACGCCUCUCGCACCGCCCGAGGAAGUGUACACCAAUAUCACGCCAGAGAUGGCAGGUGCGACUGCUUCCGACACACCGUCGCUCCCACCCCGCGCACCGCAGCAGCAACAGCCGGCACAACCGACCACGCCGCUUGCGCCACCCGAGGAAGUGUACACCAAUGUCACGCCAGAGAUGGCAGCGAGCAUGGCUGAGGCCAAGCCGUCACUUCCACCACGCGUCCCGCAGCCACAAGAGCAGCCACAACCAACCACACCCCUCGCCCCACCCGAGGAAGUGUACACGAACGUCACCGCUGAUGCGGCAAGCGCUCCAUCUGCAAACCCAACAGCAAACCCAACAGCAAACCCAACAGCAAACCCAACAGCAACACCAACAGCAACGCCAACAGCAACACCAACAGCGGCAGGCGCGACGGCCCAAGCGGGCGAGCAGGCGCUGUAUGGCGUUGCGCCCGAAGACAUGCACGAGGACAUCAAGGAGAUUGUGCAGCACGUGACGGGACAGACCAGGCUGCGCGCCGGGUCGCUGGCUGCGAUGACGAUGGACAGCAUUCGCGAGAACGUCAAGGAGACGGCGGCAACCGGGUGA